Molecule: messenger RNA, 1278 nt
Organism: Zymoseptoria tritici IPO323
Lineage: Eukaryota; Fungi; Ascomycota; Dothideomycetes; Mycosphaerellales; Mycosphaerellaceae
Exons: 1
Biological process (GO): ubiquitin-dependent endocytosis
Cellular component (GO): plasma membrane; cytoplasm; cytosol
Molecular function (GO): ubiquitin protein ligase binding; protein-macromolecule adaptor activity
Source: RefSeq, a predicted model, not a curated record
AUGGUGCCCACCCCGCGAUCAUAUACGAGCGGCAGCUCACGAAACAAGGCGACACUCGAGAUCAUCCCAGACGAUCGCUUCAUAGUCUUCAACGGCGGAGAACAUGAAGCGGCGACCUUCAAACUCACGGGUCGUGUGCGUCUCACCACUCCGGAAGCUAUGAGCAUCAUGAGACCCAAGGUGCGACUGGAGGGCAAACGCAAGAUCAGCUGGUGGUACAUGGGAGGAAUAUCGACAGGAGAGGUCAUGGAUAAGCGAGUAUUCUGGAAUCAAGAGCAGAGGCUAGGCAUCGAGAGCGCACACAAGAUCAAAGCGGGAACCAUAGAAUGGCCGUUUGAAUUCGAUCUGUCUCCCACCAUGCCCGAGAGCGUAGAGGGUCUGCGAGAGACUUUCAUAGCAUACCACCUCCACGCGAGCGUUUCACGGCCUGGCUGGAACGCAAAGGAUAUCACGGCACAAGAGCACAUUCGUAUCGUCCGGACCCUGGGACAGGAUAGUAUGGAAAUGACACGGUCGCGAGUGAAUGCGGAUAUCUGGGCGAACAAGAUCUCCUACAGCAUCUCGAUACCGACGGACGCGAUAGUAUUUGGCACCUCGGUGACGGCGGAUGUGGAGCUUUCACCGAUCAAGAAGGGCAUCACACUGGGCAAGGUCGAGAUGAAGCUGAUUGAGACGGUCGUCAAGCGGAUACAAGCGAAUGAGGUGCCGGAUGUUCGUGGAGAUAGGUCAAAGUCAGAAGAGACGGAGGUUGCAAAGGCGGAGAUGGACUUUCCGGAACACUCCAGGAUAACCUACGACGACGAUACCACUGACAACCCGACUCUCGCGGACGAGAUGUACAAGUUCCAGGCGACAUUGCCGCUGCCAAAAUCGCUGAAUGCAUGCCGGCAGGAUGUGGACUCGCACAGCAUCAACAUCACUCACCGGUUCAAGCUGAUGGUGAACAUUCACAACCCGGAAGGCCAUGUCUCUCAGCUAGUGUGCAGAUUACCAGUCAAACUGUUCAUCUCACCGAACUUGCCAGUUGACGAAUCGAAUAUGGUCUGCGGGAAUGCGAACGGUGUGUCGGAUGCACAAUUAAACCUCACAGAGACGGCAUUAGUUGCACCUCCGGAGUACGGCCGACAUCAGCUCGAUCAGAUGUACCGCGAUAUUGACCCGAGCGGCUUCAUGAGCAGAGCAGGCUCAGGUCCAGGAACACCAGCCGGUCUCAUGAGCCAAAGUCGCCGAGGAUCGCACGAGAACAUCCUCUCUCUCAAUGGCCUGGCCGAAAGCGAA